Messenger RNA from Caenorhabditis bovis, 771 nucleotides. The record is from the annotation of a GenBank genome assembly. Lineage: Eukaryota; Metazoa; Nematoda; Chromadorea; Rhabditida; Rhabditidae.
AUGCCCGGAUUGCAGAAGAUUCUCAAUGGUGUCAUUCGAUUUCGGCAGACGGUUCGCAAUGAUUUGGUGAAGCAAUUUGAGCGGAUUCGCGACAAUCCGCAUCCGACGGCCGUGUUCUUCACGUGUAUGGAUUCGAGAAUGUUGCCGGCGAGAAUCACGUCGAGCCAAGUUGGCGACAUGUUUGUUGUCCGAAACUCGGGCAACAUGAUUCCGCACGCCAACAACUACGGAUCGUCCGGAUUCGAGGUGUCGGUCACCACCGAACCGGCGGCGCUUGAAUUGGCGGUGAAGCGUGGCAAAAUCAAUCAUGUCAUUGUUUGCGGACACUCGGAUUGCAAGGCGAUCAACACACUCUACAAUCUUCACAAAUGCCCGAAAUCGUUCGAUCCCGAAUCGCCGAUGGACCAUUGGCUUCGUCGGCACGGCUACACGUCGAUUCGGAAGCUCGAGCAGCGAUUGGCCGAUGCGACGGCGGGACCGAUUCAGUUUGUUAGCGAUAAUCCGAUAUUUUCAUUUUCGGCUAUCAUCGACCCCGAGAAUAAGCUUAAUGUUGAGGAUAAACUCUCACAGAUCAACACACUUCAACAAUUGGAGAAUGUUGCGAGUCAUGGCUUCUUAAAGGAGUUCCUUGAAAGCCAACAAGUCGAUUUACACGCAAUGUGGUUUGAUAUUUAUACAGGUGAAAUGCACAUGUUCAGCAAAGAGAACAAACAGUUUGUGCUUGUGAAUGAAGAAACUGUCGAGAAAUUGAUUGAUGAAGUCGAAAAAUAG